Messenger RNA from Ostertagia ostertagi, 1890 nucleotides. NCBI's taxonomy places the organism in Eukaryota, Metazoa, Nematoda, Chromadorea, Rhabditida, Trichostrongylidae. The record is from the annotation of a GenBank genome assembly.
AUGUUGUUUAUAUGUAUAUAUGUUUUGAAUCGUGUGCCAGACAUGGUUCACGGCAUGCGAACAGCGUUUCGUCAAAUCAAGGCUAUAUUUGUUGUACGAGGACUAGCCGGUGGAUUCGUCACUGUCUGGCGCCGUCUUCGUAUUGCUGAGCUGAUGACGUGUGCAUGGCUGACAAUGUUUGUGAUUCGUAUGUACGUUGAGAUUUGGGAGAAGGGACGAACUUGGCAAGAGGCAGGUCCAGCAUUACUUGCUAGUAUUGCUGAGAGUACCAACACACCCAUUUCUUUACUCGCUCUUGCAUUAACGGUUUCGUUCGUAUGUAAAUGGGUUGUCGAUGGUGCUCAACUGGUCAUAGGUGGACGGCGUGAUCACGGUCAUGUGCUUGCUCAUUCUGGGUUGGUAUACCGAGGCAUUGACACUUGUCCUGUUAUGCCUGCAGACUGGCUUGCUUGGUAUGAAAACGGAGCAAAAGGCUUUCCUGCUCGGGCUGGUCCUGUUUAUUGGUUGGUCCAUUUUAUAUACUGCCUAUUUUCUCAGUUUUCAUUCUGGCUUCAGUAUUUCCCAUCCCGGUCAACUGAGCCGUGGGAGCACAGCGACGAUCUCAUGUUCUGGACCAGGAUGGUGACGAAAGUUUUCGAGCUCUCCAUAGCACUCAUUGUGCUGGUGUAUGGAAUCGUCUUCACUGUAUCUGGGAAUUGGACAUUGGCCACCAUCGCGGUACUUGUUUUUCACGUGAUAUUCAAUAUCUAUAGAAGGAUGGAGACACUGCUAGGAUCAAUGACUGCUCGACAAGCUGCAGUGAAAAAUAUCAACCGUUUGCCUCGUGCUAGCAGAGAAGAACUAGAAAACUUCACUUCACUAAUUGCUCUUGUUAUAGCUCGAAGCGAUAUUUGCGCAAUUUGCAUGAUGGAAAUGUGGGAAGAGGCACGAGUGACGCCGUGCAAGCACUUCUUCCAUGGCGCCUGUCUCAGGAAAUGGCUCUCUGUGAGGCAGGUGUGCCCACUAUGUUACUCGGAACUGCUGGACCCUAUCAGUGAGCCCGCUGUCGAAGAGUUCAGAAGAGAAGCAUCGCCAGAGCGUGAAAGAAUACGUGAAAGGAAUCCGGAAUGGAGGGAACUGCGUGCCAUGGAAGGAGCUCGUGACAUGUGGCCGUUGAUGGAGCAGGUUUUCGAGAAUGAAAGCGACACAGAGAGCGAUUCUUCUUCAGCGACAGAGUAUACGCUAGCAACGAUGGCUUCGCUCGCCAAGCCGUCAUCGCUUCGGUUGACUGGAGCGGUUGCGCAGCUUCUACCGUGCCGAAACUCGGCCAAGAUGUGCCCCUCGAAGCCAGCUUUAGCCAGCCGCAAAGAGAGCGAUCUGAAAAAGAAAAUGGCCGAGUUGAAGCACAUACCUGACUUUGCGCUUAUUUAUCCUGAUUUCCUUCAAUCUCCCGUAUGGAAUCGUCGAGAUCCUUUAUACGAAGAACUCGUUCAUCAGGAUAUGCUCGAACGCCGGAUGAAUAUUGACAUUCCAGAGUUCUACGUCGGUUCCAUUGUUGCCGUAACCACCUCUGAGAAGAGUCUGGGUAGCAAAGAACAUCGUUUUGUUGGAAUUUGCAUUCGUAGAGAGAAGGAAGGUCUGCAUCAUCAGUUCACUCUCAGAAAUGUGGUUGAUGGAAUUGGUGUUGAAGUAAUGUAUGAUCUGUAUAACCCGACAAUACGAAAAAUUGAGACACUCAAGUUGGAAAAACGUUUGGACAACGAUCUCAGCUAUCUGAUUGAUGCGUUGCCCGAGUACAGCACGUUCGACUUCCACAUGGAACCGAUUUCACACCCAGCUGGAACACCUGUACCCGUGAAUCCAAUCAAGGUUUCUGCUCCAUUCUUUGUUAGUGCAUUGCCGUUCCCGUGA